Durotheca rogersii is the source of this 2318-nucleotide messenger RNA. RefSeq lists its product as uncharacterized. The record is from RefSeq and is a predicted model, not a curated record. Lineage: Eukaryota; Fungi; Ascomycota; Sordariomycetes; Xylariales; Xylariaceae. The transcript has 2 exons. Gene Ontology annotation, biological process: lipid metabolic process. Bases 266 to 2209 code for a protein of 647 amino acids.
GAGUGUUAGCCGCGUUACAAAUAACAGUCACCGAUCACGAGAACCGCCUACUCACCAUUGAUCACUCCCUUCUGGGUUCUAUUUCAUUUCUUCACGUCUCCUACCUUCCCCUCCUCCCCAAAUCCGGCCCAAUUGCAGCCUUUGCCUAGCUAAGAGUAUCAGGCUCGGGCGCGGCAAGGCAAAAACUAGGUAGGCAUAUCUUGCUACGUCGUAUAUCGACUGGGGAGGGAUCCGUGUUUGCCACACAGUCCCCGCAAAGAAGAUAAUGGCCCAUCCGCUAGAUAUAGCGGAGGCAUACCGGCACAUCUACCGAGCAAAGUUUUGGAACCAGGUCUCGACCGGUGCCAAGAGGCCAUUCCUGAUCCCCUGGAGCUUCCUCGGCGUCUGGAUCCUGCCGACGCUGUAUCUGGCCGUACCGCACAGGAAUCGCCCGUGGGUGUACCGAGCCAGGUGGCUCGUUCUCGCCCUCGCCGUGCUUCUGAACUGCGAUACCAUCUUCAACGUUUCUAGCGAUAACUUUGCCACCGCCUAUGGCGCCGGUCUGCUCGGCGCCUGGGGCAUCAUCUGGAAUUUCACCUUGCUGGUCUGGACGAGACCCCAGUGGGACGCCAGGAGGGUGAAUAUCAGGAGAAAGGUUGAGACGGAAGCGAAGGCGUACGGCAAGGAGGACGGCCAGAGCCAAGGCCGAGGCCUGGCGGGAGAUGGCCCAGGGAAGGAGUUGAUUUCUGCUCGAGUGUCUAGCCUAGAAUUAAGUGGCCAUACGACUGUCGAUGAUAACCCACCUCAUGGCCUAAGAGCGAGACAGGAACACGACCGCAGCGACGACGACGUAGAACUACCCGUAGAGUUAGACGCCAUGUCGGAGGAGCCUAGAAAAGCCGUCUUAGACGCGAUAUCGGCAUUGAAACUGCAAAACAACGGCGUCUUAACGGCGGCCUACCUCGACAAGCUUGCCGCUGAGCAGGAAUUUGAGUACUACUGGCAGGAAUUCCCCGCCGACGCCUCCUUCUGGACGCGGUUGGGCUGGUCCUUCGAUCUCGUCGGUAACCUCCGGAUGACAGGCUGGAACUGGGCGAUCUCCUGCCUGCCGCCCUACGCCCCGCCCCUCAAGCUCCGCGGCUACCAGCUACCUCUGAGCUCGGCUGGCCCGCACCGCAGCCGCCAGGGCUUCACGCGGCAGCUCACGCGCGCCGGGCUGCUCAGCGAGCGGCUCUGCUGGGCGAUCCUCCCCGGCUAUCUCGCCGUCGACUUCUGCGCCGUCUACAUGACGGCGGACCCGUACUUCGUGCUCGGGCCCGAGCACGACCUCGGCCACCCCUUCGCUCUCUCCCCUGGGGCGGCAGCCCACCACCGACAACACGUGCCCCUGCCGCCGCACCUUGCCUCCCUGCCGCCGUGGGCGCUCGGAGCGUCGCGCAUUGCGCUCUCCUUCGUCGGCAUCCUGGCGGCGCUGCACCUCGCGCUCGGCAUCGCCACCCUUGCCCUCACCGUCGUGCCGCCGCUGCGCUGGGCGCUAGGUUUCCGCGCCGACCCCUGGCACUACCCCAGCAUCGACGGCUCCUUCGCCCAGGUUCUCGACCGCGGCCUCGCCGGCUUCUGGGGCGCCUGGUGGCACCAGACCUUCCGCUUCGCCUUCGAGGCCCCCGCCCGCUGGCUCCUGCGGCGCUGGGAGGGCCGGGACGGCCACGAUGGCGGCGACGGCAACGGCAACGGCGGUGGUGGUAGGGACGGGAGCGGCACGAACCCCCCCUACGCCCCGCAGACCCGCGCCUACCUCCUCGCCGCCUCCGCGUUCCUGCAGUCCGGCUUCCUGCACGCGGCGGCGUCGCACAGCACCGUGCCGGCGCACACGCGGUGGCAGGACCCGCCGCUCUUCUUCCUGCUCGCGGGCGCGGGCGCCGUGCUCCAGUCGCGGCUGUCGCGCGCCGCCGCGCGCCGCCGCUUCCUCCGGGGGCCGGCGCCGCGGUGGGCUCGGCGCGCGGGCAACCUGGCGUUCGCCGCCGGCUGGCUCGCGCUCACGAGCUGGGCGCUCGCCGACGACUUCGGCCGCUGCGGCCUCUGGCUCUUCGAGCCCGUCCCGCUCUCCGCCGUCCGCGCCCUCGGCCUCGCGCCCCGCGGCGCCGACCGCCGCGCCUGGCGCUACGGUGCCGGGUUCCGCCCCCGCUGGCAUGCCGGCGGGCACUGGUGGGACACCGGCAUCGCGAUCUGAGCGGCGCGGCAGAGGGUAGUAGGGUAGAAUAGGAUAGGAUCGGGUGGGGCGAAACGUAGUUACGGUUAAUAAUUAGGUAUUUUGAUCUCUCUUCAAUGGGUAUUCCUUG